This is a messenger RNA of Vespa velutina, 1768 nucleotides long. It is a transcript of the gene UQCR-C1, whose product is annotated as mitochondrial-processing peptidase subunit beta. The record is from RefSeq and is a predicted model, not a curated record. The transcript has 7 exons. Gene Ontology annotation, cellular component: mitochondrion. Gene Ontology annotation, molecular function: metal ion binding; metalloendopeptidase activity. NCBI's taxonomy places the organism in Eukaryota, Metazoa, Arthropoda, Insecta, Hymenoptera, Vespidae. Bases 94 to 1527 code for a protein of 477 amino acids.
AAAUCAUUUAGGAAUAUUUUAUUUCUAUCAAAGAAAGUUGGUCACUUAUAUUACUUACUAACCUCUUUAAAGAGUACGAGUUACAUUAUAAAAAUGGCGACUCGUCUAUUAAAAAUUGGUUCUGCUCUGCGAAAUUAUUCUGAUAAAACGAAUCUUAUAAAGAUUCCAAAACAAUGGAGAUCUACUGCUGUUUCUUUAAAAGAAAUACUUAUCAAUCAACCAGCAACCAAGGUUUCAACUUUAAACAAUGGUAUGAGAAUAGCUACUGAAAAUAGUGGUGCUUCAACAGCUACUGUUGGACUUUGGAUAGAUUCUGGAAGUCGAUUUGAAGAUGAUAAAAAUAAUGGUGUUGCACACUUCAUGGAACACAUGGCCUUUAAAGGUACUACAAAACGCUCACAAACUGAUCUAGAAUUAGAAAUUGAGAACAUGGGUGCUCACCUUAAUGCAUAUACGAGUCGUGAACAGACUGUAUUUUAUGCUAAAUGCCUUUCGCAAGAUGUUCCAAAAGCAGUUGAAAUUCUCAGUGAUAUCAUACAAAAUUCAAAACUUGGUGAAAGUGAAAUUGAAAGAGAACGUGGUGUUAUUCUAAGAGAAAUGCAGGAAGUUGAAACAAAUCUUCAAGAGGUUGUAUUUGAUCAUUUACAUGCUACAGCGUACCAAGGCACUUCACUUGGAAGAACGAUACUUGGACCUACUAAAAAUAUUAAAACUAUUUCAAGAGACGAUCUGGUUUCAUAUGUAAAAACUCAUUAUGGUCCAGCUAGGUUUGUUUUAGCUGGUGCUGGUGGUAUUGAGCAUGAACAAUUGGUAGGAUUGGCAAAUAAAUAUUUUAGUGGAAUGUGUCAACCAAAAUAUGAUGAAAUUCCACCUUAUAAACUUCCCUGCAGAUAUACUGGGUCAGAAAUAAGAGUUCGUGAUGAUAGUAUUCCACUUGCACAUAUUGCUAUAGCAGUUGAAGGUGUAGGUUGGGCUGAUCCAGAUAACAUUCCUCUUAUGGUUGCAAAUACUCUUAUGGGGGCAUGGGAUCGUAGUCAAGGAGGUGGAAUAAAUAAUGCUAGCAAUCUAGCUAAAGAAAGUGCAGAAGAUGGAUUAUGUCAUAGUUAUCAAAGUUUUAAUACGUGUUAUAAGGAUACUGGACUUUGGGGUAUUUAUUUCGUUUGCGAUCCAAUGCUAUGCGAAGAAUUUACAUGGAGUCUUCAAAAGGAGUGGAUGCGAUUAUGUACAUCUGUUACAGAAAAAGAAGUAACACGUGCAAAAAAUAUUCUCAAAACAAAUAUGCUAUUACAGCUCGAUGGAACCACUGCAAUUUGUGAAGAUAUUGGUCGCCAAAUACUUUGUUAUAAUCGACGCAUUCCAUUACAUGAACUUGAAAUGAGGAUAGAAAAUGUCACUGCCAAAACCAUUCACGAAGUUGGAAUGAAAUAUAUUUAUGAUACUUGUCCAGCAAUUGCUGCAGUUGGUCCAGUAGAAAACUUACCAGAGUACAAUUGUAUUCGCUCUCGCAUGUAUUUGUUGCGUGUAUAAAGUUAUUAAUACAUAAUAAAAGAGUCGCCAUUGAAGAUGUAACCUUUAGUUUAAAUUUAUUAACAUAAUAUAUUUGCAAUGUGCAAUAAUCUCCUAUUUAAAUAUUCGAAGAUUUUUAGGUAUGUGGCUCAAUCGAAAAUAUGAUAUCUUUAAAUUUGACUUUUCAUUAUAUUCUAUAAUACCUUGUAAUUUUACUAUCAUUUAUCAACGAAGUACAAUGAAAUAAAAUCUCUGAAAAGUA